This is a messenger RNA of Lentinula edodes (shiitake mushroom), 537 nucleotides long. RefSeq lists its product as uncharacterized. The record is from RefSeq and is a predicted model, not a curated record. Bases 69 to 341 code for a protein of 90 amino acids. The transcript is spliced from 4 exons. NCBI's taxonomy places the organism in Eukaryota, Fungi, Basidiomycota, Agaricomycetes, Agaricales, Omphalotaceae.
UAAAAAAGUAUAGAAUGGAACUGGAAUCCCAUGUUAUGCCUUAGUACAACACCCAAGCAGAAUUCACCAUGAGCGAUGAAUACGGUCGAACAGGCUUCAAAGAUUCUUUAGUCGAUGACUCUAUCAACCCAGAAGGAACUACCGUCGAUGAGCGAUUCAAGAACUAUCCCCCGGAGAAUGACACAACUUCUUCCGGCGGCUUCAGCACGACUCAAGAAGUGUGGUCAGAUAAAGCUCAACGGGGAAACGUUGAACCAUCCAAUGGGCUCAUAGAUCAGUCACUGAAUGGGUCAAAUUUGAAGAACGAGCUUCAGGAUGCAAAUCAAGGCAAAGAUCAAUAGGGAUAACGCGCUGAUGACGCACAUAGCAUACACUGUAUCGCAUAUAUUCCACAAUGUCCAGUACCCUCCAUGUCCAUCAUAUAAAGAUAGCAAGCCACCCAAUCCUGCGAAGUGAUCCUGACUAACAUAGCACACAUAAGUGACUCAUGGAAAAGAUGCCAUCGAGGCGGCUAUAUCUAACAUUUUCUGUCAGUCG